AAAUUCUGGGUAAAUACGAAAUAUCCUAACAAUGUACAUUCAUUUCAAUCUCUCAUAAAGGAUACAAAUUAUCUUUUGUCAUUAGAUCUUGACAGUGAUAUCGAAUAUGAAUCAACCAUCUAUUUAAAAUAACCUUAAACAUGAAGAAGGAAAUGCAAACAAUUUCGAAGAAAGGAAUACAGAGAGAGUCAGCAAUUAUCUAUAUUUUAGAUAAUUUUUCAGAGCUCUCGUGUUAUUUAGUAUGAUGAAUUACUUUAUCUUUCAAGUUGAGAGUGAAAAAGUGAAUCGUUUUGCCCCAAAAAAGUAUUUUCCCCAUUUUGUCCAUUUUCCCCACUUGCGGGGCUUUGGGGUGGGUGGCUAAAACCCAUUUUACCCACCCAUUUUCCCCACCCUAUUUUCCCCACGGUAAAACCCUGAUAGGCACACACACAAGUGAGAGAGAGUUGAAAUUGAAGAAGCACGUAAAAGCAGAGAGAGAAAACCAAAGUGCAAUUGUGUCGCAGGCUUCAGUUUAGUUUUGCUGGGAAUCGGCUCGGUUGGUUGGAAAUCCGUCUCAGCGUCAGUAUUUCCUAAAAUACUUUGAUGGUAGAAGAAGAAUUGUUUUUAGCUCGUUCACUCACUGUUCUGGUGUUUGGGUCUUAAACACUGGAAUGUGUAUCCAACUACUUAGAAGAAAAAACAUACAGAAAAACAGAGCUCUUCAAGUCGGGCUCCUUUUACAAAAGAUUUGUUGUUGAUUCUUUAACUUUUUCCUUUACGUGACUAAGCAUAGUAAGUAAGUCAACCAAAAACGGGGAGGAUUCGUGAUUUUGUGUGGGUGCAAUGAAUACAUAUACCAUUACAACUUCUUGCGACUUGAGAUCUAAAUGGGGUUUCCAGUUAAUGGGAAACACAGGCAAUGUCAUCACGUCUCUUAUUACACAACAGACUUGUGCUACUACUACUCGUUAAGUUUUGAUUUAAAGUACUUGCUCACAUCAACCAAACAUGGAUUUUGGGUCAAUUCGAAGAAAAAAUAAAGUGUCGCAGCCAAGCAGUAGGAGAAAAACUUUGUCAUCAUCUAAUUUAUCCUGCAUGUCCUUCAACUCUGCAUCAGUUGCGACGAAAAUCUUAAGUGUCACUGUGCCAAAAGAUUUUGGCUGCGAUGUCAACCUGGAAGGAAAAAUUAUCCAUAUGAGACACGGUGGACCGGCCCACGCUCUGGGAAUUGUACAACUCGGAGAUUACAUUCGGAUUGUGGAGGAUGACGAUGACCAGAACCAAAUGGAGGGGGACAGCAACUUGGUAAAACUUCAAGUAACUUUUGGAGUUUUACUGGUCGACGUACGACCCAAUUAUCCGUUGGUUAUAGAAAUUGGAAAUCGAAGCCACACAUCCCUCGGAUUGGCACUCGCAGACUCCUCCGAGAACAAAAUUCGGAUCAGCUCCAUCCAACCGGGGUCGCUUGCUGACCGAUGUGGAUUCCUCCAAACUGGUGACAUCGUGACAUCCAUCUACAUCACGAACGACCAAACUGCGGAGGAAACUAGUAUUCCUUGUUGCUCUCCGUUCUAUAAUUCUUACCAAAUUGCUCAAAUCUUAAGACAACUGACGUGUAAACAGUCCUCCAUUAAGUUGACCAUAGUGCCUUGUCAUCCGAAUCAGAUCCUGCAACAAGUCCAGUGUCACAUUUUACCCCCACCCGCUAGUAACAAUUCCACGGAGGACAUUGACAUCCACUCUGGGGGGUCGGAUUCUACUUUGACCCUUGGUGAAAGUGAUAGUUCAAACUCCAUCACGAAUAAUCACCAACAAAAUGGUGGUGGUAAUAAUAUUAUGACGAGCACAUUUUGUGGGAAAACUUUUAGAAACAUGCACAGUCCCAGCAGUUUGCUUUUAUUGCCCAGGAGGCAGAUUGAGAAAGUUGAUGAACAAGAAGAAGAACAAGGAGGUUACUGUGAUGGUGGUGAAAGUGGUUGCUGUGUGCUUUCUCUUAGCCUCUGGAAAGAUCCGUUGUACGAGGAUUGGGGAUUUAGCUUAGUGGAUGAGACUGAUGUUGAGUGUGACGCUGGCGACACAGAUUCAGAAGUUGAUAAUACAUCCGCUCAUCAUCAAGUUAUUAACAGCAGGACGAAAUUGCUAGGAAAAAAUAUACAGGAGCAGAAUAAUCAGGAAGGUGCAAUAGUGGGUGAUAUCCGACCCGGUGGACCAGCUUAUAUAGCCGGGUUGCGGGCCGGUGAUAGAAUUAUGGAGAUAAAUAGACAAGACGUAUCCAAACUAGAGAGCACGAUGCUGGUUCCUUUACUAGCUUCGUUGGAAGACGCUUUAAACCUCGUAAUUUUAAGAGAUCCGAAUAUUAUUAAUGGAGACGAAUAGAGCACCAGGAAUUAUAUAAAGUUUUUUUUUUAAAUAUUAUUUAUUUAGAGUAAUAAAACCCGAAAUUUUUUUAUUGUGCAUAAUUUAA
Messenger RNA from Folsomia candida, 2443 nucleotides. RefSeq lists its product as uncharacterized. The record is from RefSeq and is a predicted model, not a curated record. The coding region runs from base 988 to 2355 and encodes 455 amino acids. Gene Ontology annotation, molecular function: protein binding. Gene Ontology annotation, biological process: neurotransmitter receptor transport, endosome to postsynaptic membrane. The transcript is spliced from 6 exons. Lineage: Eukaryota; Metazoa; Arthropoda; Collembola; Entomobryomorpha; Isotomidae.